AUGGACGAAGCUCAUGUCGAAUUGCCCGAUGGACACCUUGUGAAUCUUUCACCACGACCUGUACGCCCAAGUCCCUACCGAGCGUACCGAGCCGAGUACAAGCCCUCACCAAAGCUCUCGGCAACUCCUCCACCCCAAUACCAACAAGAAGGAAGAUCAACAGAAUAUGCCAUUGCAGGAGGCGCACCGGGGAAUAUCUCUCAACUACCCAAAGCUACCAAGCUGCCCGUCCCGAGGAGUCUCGCUGAAAGUCGUAAAGAUGAUACAAAUCAAACGCGCAGUCCCACUGCGCUUCCUAAAUUGACCCCAUCCAGCCACUCCUCGGGGCGGCUUGGUGACCUGUCUAAAUCAUUGGAGAAAGGCCACGAUCAAUACUGGAGGAAAAUACGGGAUAAGUUGGAGGAGUCGCCGUUGUUGACAAGGCGGACUAAGAGCAAAGGAAGCGACGAUGGCCAAUCCCCCAACUCGCGCAUCUCAUAUCACCGCAGCAGACUCUUGGCCAGCACUAGCCAAGAUCAGGCAAGCUACCGGGCGGAUAAUGCACCAUCAAGCAUCCCGAGUCCAAGCAAUGUCAACACCAGUCCCGCGCAGAGGUCGAGGAAGAAUGCCCCCUCCACCCUUCCUGUGGACAGCCAAAACAAAUGGCGGAAGGAAGAUGAUCAAUGGGUCGUCAUGGAUGUGACCGAAACCACACCCCAGAAAUCAGUGAGGACAAACACGACCACUGAUUCCAGCCCUCGAUCUCAUCCUUCCGUCUCGCCAGUAUCUGCUGAGGACAGUUCUAUCACCGACUGGGAAGACCGAUUCGUUGUCAAUAUGCCAACUGCAAAAGAUCCCAAUCCGCCAACAAUGACAGCUCAACAAAUUGCAGAGUAUCAAAGAAGCAUUGAACGGGUACACAGGGAUGGUGGGCAAAUGGUAGACCCGGCCACAGUGCCUAGUCGUAACGUGUCGCCCGAGAUCAGAUUCAAUCCUAGCGAACAAAGAACCCGGAGCCCAAGAGGGAUCACUACAUACGACGGGGCGUACGAGAGGCGGCAAGUGCCGAGCUUGUCACAAGACGAACAUCGCCCAUUGCCGCAGCCUCAACAAAAUGCUCACCCGGAGCAACAUUCACAGCCCCAGCCCCAGCAGCCCCAACCUGCGACUGCAUCGCAACAACGAGUAGCGAGCCACUACUACUGCCCGGAUGAAAUCGGGUAUAAUCGGAUCAGCACAAUUUGGGAGGAAUCGCCCACAAAACCCAAAGAGAAGCGACACCCUCAAAACGCCGAUGGGUCUUUUUUAGGGUGCAGGGAAAUAUCCGGGGAGAAGAAUCCAGACGAAAUCCUCAGGUUCGCUUCCUCAGCCCCAGACGAUGCCAGUCUGCAUCCACCCCCAUUGGCCCUGGGUUCCAAGAACAGGCACAGGGUGUCGAAGGAAGUGAAGGAGGUGACAGACCGGAAAAGCAUCCACAGAGUCGAGAAGAUCACAGUCCUUCAAGAAGAGCGGCCACGAACUUCUCAGAAUUCGAGACCUGCCCGAUGCUCGAAGCCGUCAACCAUAUACCGGGAUCGGAGUUGCUCCCCGAACCCACCCCCAAUUUCACGGGCGAGGUCCCAGGAUUCGAGCAAGGAGAAUUACCAUCCUACCAGCAAUACACCCGAGCGGACCGGAAGUCUGGAAGAAAACCGGGAGGACGACGAUGUGUUCAUUAUCACACCCACUAUCACACGCACUAUGAUUCCCACCCCCGACAAAAAAGCGUCUUCGCCAAAGCCGCAAGGGCUGCGUCGUCCUGGUGGCACAAAUCAUACAGUGACCGCCGAAGCUACCAAAGCCGUUCGCGCAAAGGCUCAGAUGAUUUCCACACCAUCGGGAUUGCGGGCGGGGGCACCGAACAUGAAUCCCCAGCCAACAGACCGUACCUUGACAACUUCCCAAACGUUGCCACUCCCCAGUAUCACCACCACGCUCAAAGACCAAGACGACGAGGGUCCAAACCAAGAUCGCGUGCGAGAUCACACUCCAGAACGAGCAGCAGGUGCAACAACGAAUACUAUCCGUGGCUUCAUCCGUACCACCGGGCUGGCAAACCCUUCGGGGCUGGCCAGGCCACCUACAGAUAGCAUUACUACUAUGCUGCGUAACAGGACUGAGUCCCUCCGCACACGCGCCGAGUCUCUGCGGAAUGGUUCGGGGUCACUCCAGCGUGCGAACCAGAAGCGAUCGCCAAGUCCUCAACCAAUUCUUCCGUCUAGGGACAACUCGGAAUCAUCACGAUCGGAACGGUCAUUUCAAUCCGCCAAAGAAACCCCACCAAACAAAUCUGCCUCGUCGCCCAAAAUGGUGACGAUAGAAAAGAAACCAGAGGAAAGCAAGCAACCACCGCCAGAACCACCUGUACCAAGCAAACCAAUAACGAAAAAAGUGACCAUAUCAGAGGAACGUCCUUCGUCAGCAAAACCCGACAGGCCCCCUACAUCAACAAGAAAGAUUUCCGCGCUAGCAAAGCCACCCAAGUUGAAUAGUACCCCCAAGUUGGAUGAAGCCUCCCAGUCUACAAAACCAGCCGCGUCUGAAAAGUCUCCUUCACCCAAAGCCAAGAAGCCCUAUACUUCACCAAAAAAGGAAGAGCAGAUGAAGGCACUGCCUCGUGUCCGUACCUCUGGUAAUGUUCUGGAAAUCGCCGAGCUCGAUGGGCUGCAAGUUGCAAGUCCGAAGGAGUCUCUUCAAUCCAACAUCACAAACGUCUCUACCGAUCUAGGUGACAUGCAUUCCGGAGACAAGGAUGAUUUCGAUGGCCAGGGACUCAGCCCCUUAGCGCUUUCACUUCUUUUCAAUAUUCUUGUUGUUGCCGUCACCCAAGUCAAUAGAGCUUUCCGAAUGGGUGCCGACAGUCCUUAUGCCAAAUUUGUGGUCAAGAACACUCUAAACAUGACAAGUCACUGUUGGCGCGUCUCAUGUUGCAUCUACGCCGUGGCAUCCCACUAUCAGGCUACAGGCGCCUGGCCUAAGCCCCGUAAUGACCAGGCUGUCAGCCGGUUCAUGGUGGAGCUUCUUCAAGCCAUUGUGUAUCUCUUGAUUCUUGGGUUUUCAGCCAUGCUGAUAACCCGUACUGUUAGUUACAUCGUUCUUGUGAGCAGCUGGGUUGUAUGGUUUGCCAGGCCGUUUGCGUGGGUCUUCCAAUGUGUUGGCCGUGCCCUGAUAAUGUAA
Molecule: messenger RNA, 3195 nt
Organism: Penicillium expansum
Lineage: Eukaryota; Fungi; Ascomycota; Eurotiomycetes; Eurotiales; Aspergillaceae
Product: putative NTP binding protein
Exons: 1
Coding region: 1-3195 (1064 amino acids)
Source: RefSeq, a predicted model, not a curated record